This is a messenger RNA of Hyla sarda, 2334 nucleotides long. RefSeq names its product BTB domain containing 10 (gene BTBD10). The transcript has 9 exons. The coding region runs from base 243 to 1673 and encodes 476 amino acids. Gene Ontology annotation, cellular component: cytoplasm. Gene Ontology annotation, molecular function: protein binding. Lineage: Eukaryota; Metazoa; Chordata; Amphibia; Anura; Hylidae. Gene Ontology annotation, biological process: positive regulation of phosphorylation. The record is from RefSeq and is a predicted model, not a curated record.
CUGCGUGAGAUUUUGCCAUUAGCUUUAAACGACGCUCCGCAGCUCUCGCGAGGUUUUCCUCCCCGCAGGGCCAUUAGCUGGUUCUCGCGAGAUUUGGCGGACAGUGUUUGCGGUGACGCACGGAGGAAGCCUCCCGGUUUUCGUUACACGGAGUCCGGAGGGAGCGGCCCUGAUGGAGCCAUAGGGAGGACGGAAGGUCAUGUGUGCUUGCGGACGAGUAGUGUGAGGACGCUGGGAGUGGCAUGGCAGGACGUCCCCAUCCUUAUGACAGCAACUCCAGCGAUCCAGAGAACUGGGAUCGGAAAUUGUGUAAUAGACCUCGUAAACUGUACAAACACUCAAGCACUCCGUCUCGAGGAGCUAGAGCAGGCGCUGGCCACACAAAGAUGAGUCUCCAUGGUGCCAGCGGCGGUCACGAACGUUCCCGCGAUAGACGUCGUUCCAGUGACAGAUCCCGAGACUCGUCCCACGAGCGAGGAGGAGAGAGCCAGCUGACCCCCUGCAUCCGAAACGUUACCUCCCCUACUCGGCAGCAUCAAAGCGAUCGAGAGAAGGAAUACUGUUCGUCCCGGCCGAGCAGCCCCCGCCCUCAGAAAACCUCCCCCAACGGUUCCGGUAGUAGCGUCGGCCUCAGUAGCCGCAACAGUAGCCAGUCCAGUUCGGAAGGGAUUUGUAAGACUGCUGGGGAGAUGGUGUUUGUGUACGAGAAUGUAAAGGAAGGAGCGCGGAGCAUCCGCACCGCCGAGAGAGUCACCCUCAUAGUGGACAACACCCGCUUUGUUGUAGACCCGGCCAUUUUCACCGCGCAGCCAAACACAAUGCUGGGCAGGAUGUUUGGAUCGGGCAGAGAACACAAUUUCACCCGUCCCAAUGACAAGGGGGAGUUCGAGGUGGCCGAGGGGAUCAGCUCCACUGUGUUUCGGGCCAUUCUGGAUUAUUACAAGACCGGGAUAAUUCGCUGUCCAGACGGAAUCUCUAUCCCGGAGCUCAGAGAGGCUUGUGACUAUCUGUGUAUCUCGUUCGAGUAUAGCACUAUCAAAUGUAGAGACCUCAGUGCCCUGAUGCAUGAAUUGUCCAAUGAUGGCGCCCGCAGACAGUUUGAGUUUUACCUGGAGGAGAUGAUUCUGCCCCUGAUGGUCGCCAGCGCUCAGAGCGGGGAGCGGGAAUGUCACAUCGUGGUGCUGACCGACGACGACGUGGUGGACUGGGACGAGGAGUACCCUCCGCAGAUGGGAGAGGAAUAUUCUCAGAUUAUUUACAGCACCAAGUUGUACAGGUUCUUCAAGUACAUAGAAAACCGAGAUGUAGCAAAGUCUGUUCUGAAGGAAAGAGGCCUUAAAAAGAUCCGACUCGGCAUUGAAGGUUAUCCAACAUACAAGGAGAAGGUGAAGAAGAGGCCGGGGGGUCGGCCCGAGGUCAUCUAUAACUAUGUGCAGAGACCCUUCAUCAGGAUGUCCUGGGAGAAGGAAGAAGGGAAAAGCCGACAUGUGGACUUCCAGUGCGUGAAAAGCAAAUCCAUUACAAACCUGGCCGCAGCCGCCGCCGACAUCCCACAGGACCAACUGGUGGUUAUGCACCCGACACCUCAAGUAGACGAGCUCGACAUCUUACCCAAUCACCCCACCCCGGGCAACAACGACACAGAACCGGACGGGCAGAACUCCACCUUAUAAUCCAGGCCUCACUACAGGACGUUCGCUGAGUCUGUGACAUCCCGAGACUGUCUAGGCGGCCGCAGCCCAGUUCCACCAGUCACUGGUGCCGAUUUUUUCUUUCUACAAUCAUUACAAAAAGGGAGGGGCGAGCGGCGCCACCUACAGGACGUGUAAUAUACCAAUGAGCUGUUUUGGUUGUGCAGUGUGGACUUUUCUUUUACUGACCAAAGCCGAGGUUCCCGCUGUGUCGUGUUUCUGAUGAUGUUGGCUGUCUAUUCACUCCUUCACCCUCACAUUGUAACAAACCCCCCGCUCUGCGGCUGGAGGCGAUCACAGGGUCCCCCUCUAUCAUAGUGGCACUUUAUGGAUGGUUUCAGAUGGUGUUUGUAAAGUUAUUUUAUAGUAUAUUAGUACAAAGUGCAUCUAUAAAAAGAAGAAAAGUUUAUUAUGUUUGGAUAUUUAGUGAUCUUAUUAAUCCCUCCCAUGUAUUCACUGAGCACAGGCGGGCGGUGUCCCCUCCUCCAGCGCUGGAGAUGACAUUUACCCCUCCGAUCAGAUAUUGUGAAACGGCAGCGGCCGGAGAGUCAGUCAAUGGGGCUUGGAGCAAGCGAUGCCUUAAACCUCACAAUCUUUCCUGGACCUGGUUUACCAAUAAAUGAUUGUAUGUUUUGCAUUGAAA